This is a messenger RNA of Saimiri boliviensis boliviensis (Bolivian squirrel monkey), 2830 nucleotides long. RefSeq names its product acyl-CoA synthetase long chain family member 6 (gene ACSL6). Lineage: Eukaryota; Metazoa; Chordata; Mammalia; Primates; Cebidae. Gene Ontology annotation, cellular component: endoplasmic reticulum; membrane. Gene Ontology annotation, biological process: long-chain fatty acid metabolic process. Gene Ontology annotation, molecular function: long-chain fatty acid-CoA ligase activity. The record is from RefSeq and is a predicted model, not a curated record.
GCGGUCAGCCCCAGACCCGGCCCAGCUGCGGGGCUGGCAGUGAGGCUCGGGUGCGAGCGCGCGCCGCGCCCUCCCCCUUGCGUUGUCUCCGCAGCGGCGCGGGGAGGCGGGAGCUGCGGAGCCGGAGGGCGGGGGCUAAAAAUACCCAGCAGCUGCGGCGGCGGCGCGGCUACUGCUGGGGCUGCUGGACUGCGGGGCUGCGGGCCUGGGAGGCCGGGCCGGGCCGGGCCAGGCCCCGCUGACCGCCAUGCUGACCUUCUUCCUCGUGUCGGGGGGCUCCCUCUGGCUGUUCGUGGAGUUUGUCCUCUCACUUCUGGAGAAGAUGCAGACACAGGAGAUCCUGAGGAUUCUGCGGCUGCCUGAGCUAGGCGACUUGGGCCAGUUUUUCCGCAGCCUCUCGGCCACCACCCUUGUGAGUAUGGGUGCCCUGGCCGCCAUCCUCGCCUACUGGUUCACUCACCGGCCAAAGGCUUUGCAGCCACCAUGCAACCUCCUGAUGCAGUCAGAAGAAGUAGAGGACAGUGGCGGGGCACGGCGAUCUGUGAUUGGGUCUGGCCCUCAGCUACUUACCCACUACUAUGAUGAUGCUCGGACCAUGUACCAGGUGUUCCGCCGUGGGCUUAGCAUCUCAGGGAAUGGGCCCUGUCUUGGUUUCAGGAAGCCCAAGCAGCCUUACCAGUGGCUGUCCUACCAGGAGGUGGCCGACAGGGCUGAAUUUCUGGGGUCCGGACUUCUCCAGCACAAUUGUAAAGCAUGCACAGAUCAGUUUAUUGGUGUUUUUGCACAAAAUCGGCCAGAGUGGAUCAUUGCGGAGCUGGCCUGCUACACAUAUUCCAUGGUGGUGGUCCCACUCUAUGACACCCUGGGCCCUGGGGCAAUCCGCUACAUCAUCAAUACAGCGGACAUCAGCACUGUGAUUGUGGACAAACCUCAGAAGGCUGUGCUUCUGCUAGAGCAUGUGGAGAGGAAGGAGACUCCAGGCCUCAAGCUGAUCAUCCUCAUGGAUCCGUUCGAAGAAACCCUGAAAGAGAGAGGGCAGAAGUGCGGGGUGGUCAUUAAGUCCAUGCAGGCUGUGGAGGACUGUGGCCAAGAGAAUCACCAUGUUCCUGUGCCCCCGCAGCCUGAUGACCUCUCCAUUGUGUGUUUUACAAGUGGCACAACAGGGAACCCAAAAGGUGCGAUGCUCACCCAUGGGAACGUGGUGGCUGAUUUCUCAGGCUUUCUGAAAGUGACAGAGAAAGUGAUCUUUCCGAGACAGGACGAUGUGCUCAUCUCCUUCCUGCCUCUGGCUCACAUGUUUGAGAGAGUAAUCCAGAGUCAGUGGGCUCCCACUUGUGCGGAUGUGCACAUUUCCUAUUUGCCUUUAGCACACAUGUUUGAGCGAAUGGUGCAGUCUGUCGUCUAUUGCCAUGGAGGGCGCGUUGGCUUCUUCCAGGGAGACAUCCGCCUCCUCUCAGAUGACAUGAAGGCUCUAUGCCCCACCAUCUUCCCUGUGGUGCCACGACUGCUGAACCGGAUGUACGACAAGAUCUUCAGCCAGGCAAACACACCAUUAAAACGCUGGCUCCUGGAGUUUGCAGCAAAGCGUAAGCAAGCCGAGGUCCGGAGUGGGAUCAUCAGGAAUGAUAGUAUCUGGGAUGAACUCUUCUUUAAUAAGAUUCAGGCCAGUCUUGGUGGGUGUGUGCGGAUGAUUGUUACUGGAGCAGCCCCAGCAUCACCAACAGUUCUGGGAUUUCUCCGGGCAGCUCUAGGGUGCCAGGUUUAUGAAGGUUAUGGCCAAACUGAGUGCACAGCUGGAUGUACCUUCACCACGCCUGGGGACUGGACCUCAGGGCAUGUAGGGGCGCCACUUCCCUGCAAUCACAUCAAGCUCGCUGAUGUUGAGGAACUGAACUAUUGGGCCUGCAAAGGAGAGGGAGAGAUAUGUGUGAGAGGACCAAAUGUGUUCAAAGGCUACUUGAAAGAUCCAGAGAGGACAAAGGAGGCCCUGGACAGUGACGGCUGGCUUCACACUGGAGACAUCGGGAAAUGGCUGCCGGCAGGAACUCUUAAAAUUAUUGAUCGGAAAAAGCACAUAUUUAAACUUGCUCAGGGAGAAUAUGUUGCACCCGAGAAGAUUGAGAACAUCUACAUCCGGAGCCAACCUGUAGCGCAAAUCUAUGUCCAUGGGGACAGCUUAAAGGCCUUUUUGGUAGGCAUUGUUGUGCCUGACCCUGAAGUUAUGCCCUCCUGGGCACAGAAGAGAGGAAUUGAAGGAACAUAUGCAGAUCUCUGCACAAGUAAGGAUCUGAAGAAAGCCAUUUUGGAAGAUAUGGUGAGGUUAGGAAAAGAAAGUGGACUCCAUUCUUUUGAGCAGGUUAAAGCCAUUCACAUCCAUUCUGACAUGUUCUCUGUUCAAAAUGGCUUGCUGACACCAACACUAAAGGCUAAAAGACCUGAGCUGAGAGAGUACUUCAAAAAACAAAUAGAAGAGCUUUACUCAAUCUCCAUGUGAAGUUCAAGGAAAGUUCUUCUCCGUAUAAUGGACUGUGUAGCAAUAUUAUAGUUAUUCUUGAAAGUAAUGAGUCAAAAUGACACAGGUGAAAAAUGAAUAAGCAUCUGAUUUUAUGACUGAGCCUUUUCUUGUCCCAAGAGGUCUUUAACAAUAUUUUCUCUAUCAUCACUGAGUACACUUUAUUUUUAUUAUUAAAAUGAUAUUGUAGCAGGCUGCUAAAAAUAUCGCAAAUGGCAAUGUAAAAAUCAAGACAUUUUCUCAAGAACUGUGUACCACUAAAAGUAAUAUAUUCUCAGUGUUCGCAGAACUCCUAUUAAACAUAAAGGAAAAACAUAA